AUGGGUCUUCUUCUUGAUCAGGAUAUUGGCUCAAAUAACAAAAACAUUAAGGUUGACCGUGUAAGCCACGAUGAAAUUUCACAACACACCCAAUUUGGGCUCAGAAGUUCAAAAGAGACAAUAAGCAAACGAGAAAAUGAUAUAAUUGAUGCUGGAGAUAUUCAAGACAUUAAUCAAACUAUUAAAGCAGACGUCGUGUUAAACGCCGAAUAUAAUAAUGAAGCUCCUUCCACCACAAUGGUCGCUGUUGUGUAUGAUGAUAGCAUUAGUGAAAAUUUAGAGAAAUACCCAACAGCUGACUCUAAAGAUGAGAAAGGACACAAAAUCUGUCAGUCUUGUAGACUGAAGAAGAAAAAACCUUCUUCUACACUUGGGAGUGGAACUACUUCAAAUGAAGGAUCUAUUGUCAGAAAUGUUGGAGUUGAACAACUGUUCACUAAAACCAAACAUUUGCGGACUUCACGGAGUCAGAUAUCAUCAAAAGUCUUGCUAAAGCCAAACUCAACCACAAUCAUGGAAGUGAAAGAAAAUGGCGAAAAUCUUACAUCACCUGAGAAGAGUAGGAGUUCAAACAAUAAAGAAGCAAUACUAUUAUUAGGCAAGAAGCGCCAAAUUGAAAAGGUUACUGGUGAUAUUAGCUCCGAUGAUCUAGUAUCUGCAAACUUUAGUAAAUCAGAAGACAAAAGUUUUGGAUAUUUACCCAACAGUGGUAGAGAAAGACAUAAUAUUGUAUCAAAAAACUGCAAAAAGAGUUAUGGAGCUUCUUCUGCAGAUUCGAAUCAGAGAAAUACCAGCAAAAACGAAGCACAUGAUAUCACAGCUAUGAAGGACCUAUCUGAAACACAGACGACUAAUGUUAAAGGUCAUGUUGUCAAAAAGAGAAAGGUAGCUCUAAACAAAUUAAACGAAACUGGUUCUUUCCUGAACGUCACUGGUGAGUGUGAUAAGAGUGAAUCUAGUGCUAGCCAACAGAUGACAAUUAUACAAGAGGAUUUAGAAGCUUACCGCGGGCACAACAUCAUAAAUGAAAAGCCAUUACAUGAAAAUAUGAUGCUGUCUCAGUCAUUCAGUAUCCCUCAUGAUCAUUCCCAGCUCAAUCGACAGCUCAAACAGCUUAGCCAAUAUACUUCACACUCAUCUACUUCUGGUGGUGAUAUUGAAGAUGAUGAUGAUGAGUCUGUAUUGGUUAACUUGGAUGGUUUGGAGGAGAUUGGGAUGGGGUAUGACCUGAAUGAUGUAGAAGCAGAAACUUCUACUGUAAGGGGUGAGAAUGUUGAAUAUGAAGAAGAAAAAGAGACCAUGCUGAGACAUGUACGUGCUGUUCAAGCUGGUCUGUUAUCAAGCACGGGGGAGCCAAGUGAUGCGGAGAUAGCAGCCGCAGUUGAAGCUGUUGCCGUAGCUGCUGCUGUAGCACGCAGUCGUGGGGAAGAGAAGUAAAGUUCAAAAUCAGCGAAGACUAAAUUAAUUCUAGUAUAAUUAAUAUAUAAUAAUUAUGUUUAUUGGAUACAAACGGGUUUUUAUUACUCAUAGCAGCAAAAUU
This is a messenger RNA of Pichia membranifaciens NRRL Y-2026, 1540 nucleotides long. RefSeq lists its product as hypothetical. The transcript is spliced from 2 exons. The coding region runs from base 1 to 1437 and encodes 478 amino acids. The record is from RefSeq and is a predicted model, not a curated record. NCBI's taxonomy places the organism in Eukaryota, Fungi, Ascomycota, Pichiomycetes, Pichiales, Pichiaceae.